AUGGCAGCUACUCAGUCACCAACAUCGCUUCUUCCCACCCUCAUUGCCUUGGCCACCAUUCUUUAUAUCAUUGGAGUAGCUCUCUACAGGCUAUACUUUCAUCCUCUGGCUAAAUACCCUGGACCUUUCUGGGCGAAAUUGACUCAAUGGCCCGAGGCACAAUCCUCCUGGAGAGGCCGAAGACAUUUAGACUUGCAUGCAAUGCAUGAGAAAUAUGGUGACGUUGUGAGGCUAGCACCGAACUCGCUUGCAUUUCGAACUCCUGGUGCCAUCCAUGAUAUCUACACCGAUCGAAACGCCAAUGUCAUCAAAACAGGUUGGACAGAAACUGCACGCAAGCUGAACCCAUAUCCAUCCAGUCAAGUCAUAUCAGAUCGCAAACUUCAUGCCGCUCGAAGAAAGCUUUUAAAUCAGGCUUUCUCUGUGAGCGCUAUCAACUCAAUGGAGCAGUAUGUCUUGAAAACAAUCCGAACUUGGUGUGAAUAUUUGCAGGAACCCCCUGCAGUCGAGGCUGCUCCUAACAAAGGAGACAAGGCUACAGGAGGUUGGAGCAGGGAACGAGACAUUGCGGUGUGGUCAAAUCUCUUGACCCUCGACGUCCUAGGAGAGCUCUGCUUUGGAGCGAGCUUUGGCGCCAUGAAGGCAGGCCGUACCUAUAUUGCGGAUCUGGUGUUGGGAUCUGGAAGGAUGAUUCUUGUGCUCUCCUCACUCCCCAUUCGUGAUCUCCUCAUGCCUAUCCUCAAAAGACCAGCUCUUGCAAAGAUCGUUGGUGGUGAUAUGUCACGAAAGAGAAUUCGCUUCCGAGAAGAGAUGGGUGUUUUGGUAGAAAAGCGAACUGCCUUGGAACGAGUCAACGCCGAAAAACCUGCCGAGGAGCAAAGAAAAGACUUCUUCCAUUAUUUACUCCAUGCCCAAGAUCCGGAGACGGGCGUCAAGUUUGUACCCAAGGAACUUGUUGGUGAAGCGGGACUGCUCGUCGCGGCCGGCAGCGACACCUCUAGCGCUACCAUGAGUGCUUUCCUUUUCAACAUGUUACACAAUGAGCGCGUGUACAAAAAGGUGCAGCAAGAGGUACGUUCUGCCUUUGACGAGGUUGAGGAAAUCAAAUAUACCGCCAAGCUCUCAGGGUUACCAUACCUGCGUGCCUGUAUUGACGAAACACUGCGCAUCGCUCCACCAGUACCUGGAUACUUGGCUCGUGUUAUCUUACCAGGAGGAGCUGUGAUUGAUGGAAAUACUUACCCUGCGGGGACUGUGGUUGGGACUGGUGCAUACUCAAUCCAUCAUAAUGCGAACCUAUUCGAGAAGCCAUUCUCAUACAUUCCCGAACGCUGGAUCGUCGGAUCGAGCGAUGAAGACCCUUCCGUCCCGAUCAAGGUUACAAAAUCCAGCGUGCAAGUCGCGAAAGACUCAUUCUGGGCCUUUUCAUCCGGACCCAGGGUCUGUGUGGGAAAAGGCAUGGCCUAUAUGGAGUUAUCUAUCACUCUCGCUCGAUUGAUCUGGUUGUUCGAUAUAAGAUUUGCCCCUGGGCAUGAACGAAGUGGUGGAGGUGGCCCUGGGAAGGGAGAUGGUAGAGAGAGGGAAAAUGAGUAUCAGUUGACCGAUGCAUUCGUGUCUGAUAGAUCGGGUCCGGUGUUGCAAUUCAAGAGGAGACUGGUGGAUGAGUUCUGA
Exophiala bonariae is the source of this 1671-nucleotide messenger RNA. RefSeq lists its product as uncharacterized. The transcript is spliced from 4 exons. Lineage: Eukaryota; Fungi; Ascomycota; Eurotiomycetes; Chaetothyriales; Herpotrichiellaceae. The coding region runs from base 1 to 1671 and encodes 556 amino acids. Gene Ontology annotation, molecular function: oxidoreductase activity, acting on paired donors, with incorporation or reduction of molecular oxygen; iron ion binding; monooxygenase activity. The record is from RefSeq and is a predicted model, not a curated record.